This is a messenger RNA of Exaiptasia diaphana, 867 nucleotides long. Its product is annotated as HIG1 domain family member 2A, mitochondrial. The record is from RefSeq and is a predicted model, not a curated record. The transcript has 2 exons. Bases 9 to 317 code for a protein of 102 amino acids. NCBI's taxonomy places the organism in Eukaryota, Metazoa, Cnidaria, Anthozoa, Actiniaria, Aiptasiidae. Gene Ontology annotation, cellular component: mitochondrion. Gene Ontology annotation, biological process: mitochondrial respirasome assembly.
AAUCCAAAAUGGCGCCGAUCGAUGCAAAGACGAAAAGUUCAUCAGUUCGAUGGGAUAACAACAGUCAAAGGGAUGAGACGAUGAAGGACAAAAUGCUUCGUAAAGCAAGAGAAAAUCCUUUCGUACCAUUAGGAUGUGUGUUAACAGUUGGUGCCUUGAGCUAUGGUCUUUUUUCGUUUAUUAAAGGAAAUGCUAAAGUGCAACAAAAAAUGAUGAGGGCGCGUGUUCUUGCACAAGGUUCUACAGUAUUAGCUGUUAUCGCGGGACUUGGUUAUGAGAUAUACUUGGACAGUAAAAAGAAAAAAAUAAAAGAUUAAUAACAUCAUAUCAGAUGGCCCAAGAUUCUGUGUUAUAUAGUAAUGGCCAUUAAUACCACAGGGCACUUGUGAAUUAUUUGUAUUUUUAAAUGGCAUAUCGACGAUUGAUAAAAAGCUAAUUAUUUGUGGGCAGUAUGGAAGUACAUCUGCAAGAGAAAUCUUUUCAUAAAUGAAACUACAUGUAUCCUUAUUAUCCAACAUUCUGCAGCUAUGUUUUGAGGAAUAUAAAGUCAUUGAUUUUGUCAUCGUCUAUGGAGCUAGUGAUGAUAUAAUGAUAGUAUUGAUCAUGUCCCAUAACACUGAAUCUGGAGAGUUUUUGGAUUCCAGAUUCCAUGAAAAAUUUUACAGUGAUCACUUUUGGUGGAUUUUGGAUUCCAGAGACAAAAUUUUGGUGGAUUCUGGAUUCCAUUUCAUGGAGCAAAAUGAGUUUUUUCCACAGACUGUGAAACAAAAAUGACUACCUAGUUUGUGAUAGUUGAUUAAAGAAAAAAAGAAAUCAAAGAAUUAAAAUAAAGAUAAUAGUUCCUUUCCAAUGCUGGAUUUUAGUUCA